Messenger RNA from Colletotrichum orchidophilum, 900 nucleotides. RefSeq names its product enoyl-CoA hydratase/isomerase. Lineage: Eukaryota; Fungi; Ascomycota; Sordariomycetes; Glomerellales; Glomerellaceae. The record is from RefSeq and is a predicted model, not a curated record. Bases 1 to 900 code for a protein of 299 amino acids. The transcript has a single exon.
AUGUCCAACCUCCCAGAAAGCUACAACACCCUCUCCUUCCCCCAAAUAAGUCUCUCCCACCACCCAGCAACAUCACCCUCCCCGACCCCCGUAAUCCUCCUAACCCUCAACCGCCCAUCCGCCCGCAACGCCUUCACAGACGAAAUGGCCUCCUCCCUUGCAAAAGCCUACGACCUCCUCUCCACAGACCCACGCGUCAAGGUCAUCGUCCUCACCGGCUCCGACCCCCAAAACAAGACCUUUUGCGCAGGAAUGGACCUCCACCAGCCCGUCCGCCUCCCUUCCACCCGUGACGCCCACCGCGACACGGGCGGCCUCGUCGCCCUCGCCAUGCACAACUGCUCAAAACCCAUCAUCGCCGCCAUGAACGGCUCCGCCGUCGGCGUGGGCAUCACAAUGGCCCUCCCUGCCUCCAUCCGCAUCGUUUCAAAAGACGCAAAAAUUGGCUUCGUCUUUGGUCGUAGGGGUUUCAACAUGGAGGCCUGCUCGUCCUUCUACCUGCCCCGCCUCAUCGGCGCGGGUCCGGCCCUCCACCUAUGCACCACGGGGGCCGUGUACCCGGCCGACAGCCCGCUGCUCCGCAACUUAUUCAGCGAGAUUGUAGAGCCGGAGCAGGUUCUGCCGCGGGCGCUGGCUAUCGCGGAAGACGUUGCCGCCAAUGUGAGUACGGUGGCUGCGAGGGUGAUGCGGGACAUGAUUUUACGGUCUCCGAGCUCGCCGGAGGAGGCUCACUUGCUAGAAAGCAAAAUCUUUUUCGAUCUGUUCAGCGGUCAGGAUAGCAAAGAGGGAAUGGACAGUUUUAUGCAGAAGCGGGCACCUCGCUUCGAGGCGACUAUGGAAAAAGAUUCUCCGACUGCGUACCCGUGGUGGAAAGAAACAGAUGUCAAAGCCAAGAUUUAG